CUAUGUUUCCGGGGGGGAGGAUCUUUCUCCGUGGGCGGAGGAUGCAAAGAAUCCUGGGAUACUUACGCAUUCGCUAUUUUUGGCGAGAAGGAACUCCUCAAAAGCUAGAGACCUGAAAUAUUUUCUCAUUUUAUAUAACUUAACUCCUAUAAAUAAUGGCUCAACCACCGCCAUACAAUCAACCUGGCUAUCCUCCACAGCCUACGAAUCCUCCAGCUUAUCCAGGUAUGGUUUUAUUGCCUUUUUGAAUCGAUUUCCUUUGCGAAAUAUCGCGAGUUGCUCGCAUGCCAUUUUGACGAAUGACAAAUUAUUCGACCGCUUAUUUUUCCUCUUCGCCGCUUCCAGAUGGUUCCAAAUGCAUUAGCAUGAUCUAAAACGUUUCAAAAGCAACUAAUAUAUUUGCAAAACUGAACUUUCAAGUAGUGUUUUAAUAGUUCUUAUUUCAAGUAUGCGUUUGAAUAGUUUUUAUUUAUGAAUAGUUUUUAUUUAUUUUAUAACCCGAAUUUCGCAGAUUGAAAGUCUUCCGCACAAAGGAAAGUUAGAAAACAUUCACACGGUCCUUUUGUGACUUUUUUGGAUGUAGCAUUUGGCAUUUUUCGUAUUAAACGAAGCUUUAUUACAAAUUCCGUCAAACUAAAAUGUGAUGUUUUCGUUUUAAAGUUAUUAAAAUCAUUGGCAUGUACAUAUUAAUUUGACUGUUCUCCCCGUUCUGCAGUAAUAAAUAUACAGUAAUUGCCAGAAUUUUUCCGCUUUUGACGAAGUUUCUGUACAAAAGAAGGCGUCCUAUUAAUAUACCUUCGAUGUGUUGUCUAAUAUGUAGGUUUGUGUCUGGUAGCUGUUGAUAAUAAACACAAGAAGGCAUGAAUUCUUCCCAAAACGAAAAUAUCGGAAGCAGAACUGCUGGCCAGCAUUUGUGUUGAGUCGUGUGUCGUCAUAGGAAUUUAAUCACAUGGAAUACAAUUUUAAUCCCCUUGCAAUUGUGUACUUCUUUUAUUUGUGACACACAAAUAUGAAAUAUUUACAAAUAAAUAUGCCAUAUUAAAAAAAAAAUUGCUAUGUGAUUAUGCCUAUUUAUCAGUUAUCUUGGCUUAUCUACAGUGUUCACUGAUUAUACCCCAUCUGAUCAUAAUCAGUGAUCACCAUCUGAUCACUGAUUAUGCCCCAGUGUUCACUGAUUAUGCAGAGGCCCUGUUCCAAACAUCACACUCCUCGUGUGCCGAACGCAUUAAACAGGGUUCGUAGCGGUCUUUGAAAUCCUUGACAGUCAUUAAUUAAAUUUAAAAUAUUGAUGUCGGGACUCUACUGAAAGUCGCCCAGCAAAAGACCACCAAAGCCGUGAAAAAAAAAUUUUAUUUCCGACCUACCGACCCUAAUUUUUUCAUGAUAUGAAACCGAAACCACAGGUAUUUUUUUUAGGCCUUGCCAAACUUAACCCUGGUGCUAACCCUAUCCAGUCCCCAUUCUAACCGAUCAGAUCAAGAUCCCACAGAUCCUUGCAAGAUCUCAGUAAGAUUGACUGGCACGUUGCCAAUAUGAAUAAUCCUUCCCUGGUUUUCUCAGCUCUGACAUUUCAGGCAGGGGAUAUAGGGUCUGAAAUUUAAAUAUUUUCUCAGUAUCAGGAUUCAAAGUUUAGUAUCCCCCCUGAGAAUGCAGUAUCCCACUUCUGGAUACUGGUUACCAUAAGUAUUAUACCCUGUCCCAUCCAAUAACUCUCGCUGUUACAAAUUACAGUAACAACAGGAAAUUCAAUGUUCAGUCAAGUUGUCAACAACUAGACAAUUCAUUAAUCCACAAAAAUGCACAUUAUAUGAGGAAAGGCUUGGGUGGCAAACUCAUAGUAUUCAAAAGCUAUCAGGAGACUGUCAGAGGUGCUUAACAUUUUCCUAAUGUUUGAAAUUUUCUUAGUAUCCAGUUGGGAUAUAAGUCAUUCACAGUUUGGUAUCCAAAACCAAAUUUUAGUAUCCCGUGGAUAUUGGGAUACUGCAAAUUUCAGACCCUGGGAUAUAACUGUGGUCUUAUAGACCACCUUCAGAAUUACUGGAGGGGGGCAUCCAUUUAUUAUACAUAAAAAAUGUAGAAAACUGAACCCCCUUCCCCUUGUAUGCAUGUAAAAAAAUAGCUGCUGCAAAUACAAAGUGGUUUCUCAAUAAUUUGAAAAAGCCUCGAUUGCCUUCCCAGGUUAACAGGGCUUUCAAAAUUAUUUUAAGUGAGCAUCUGUGACGGGAAAGUAAGCGGCUGAAAGAAUAAUUUUACAAAUAUGGGAUAUGUUUUGACAAGAUUUCAAGUUAGCUCAUCUUUUUGUUCCAUUUGUGGCUUCAUCAAUUGGUAGUCAGCUAUAAGCUUUUUUAUACCUAGCACAGUAUAUGAAUGGAUGAAAUUCUUGUUGAAGAGAAAUGCAUCACUAAAACGUCAGAAUAUUGAUGAAUCCUUUUGGUUUUUAGAUGGUAGUUAAUAUCAAAAAUCACUUAUAUAUAUAUAUAUAUAUAUAUAUAUAUAUAUAUAUAUAUAUAUAUAUAUAUAUAUAUAUAUAUAUAUAUAUAUAUAUAUAUAUAUAUAUAUAUAUAAAAUAUAUAUAUAUAUAUAUAUAUAUAUAUAUAUAUAUAUAUAUAUAUAUAUAUAUAUAUAAUUUGUUAUCUUAAAAUGUUUCAAUUUCUCGCUACUUUAAGUUUCAUGCCACUAUUUGUGGCAAUCUUCAGGCGAUUAAAUUCAGUUCGUUAUAAUGGCGUGAUCUAUAGUUUGCUGACGUGCAUGCACCGUCAUUCGCACGCGCGUUCAAAAUUUCCCGCCCAAAAUUUCUCGCGAUGUCGGCAUUUUGCGAAUAUCUCGGGUCUUUUGUUCAGUGUUAAAUGCUUGUUUGCAUCCAUUAUGCAGAGUUUUUCUUCUAUGCAGAGAUUGCAACGCUUUGCACCAGAUGAGUAUGCGCCUUCCCGCUUCAGAAUUGACCAUUUUAGGGUGUAAUCUUUAUUAUUACUCUUUAGCCCCCAGAUGUACUUUGACAGCUCUGUAUCGUUUUUAUAUCUUUGGAGUUUGAAGGAUUUCUUAUGAUUUCCAUAUCGUUCUUUGAAAGUAGUCGCCGUCAUUCCUAUAUACUCUUUCAUGACACCGUCGUCGGGUGAUGUAACUUGGGCUUGAAUGACGGCGACUACUUUCAAAGAACGAUAUGGAAAUCAUAAGAAAUCCUUCAAACUCCAAAGAUAUAAAAACGAUACAGAGCUGUCAAAGUACAUCUGGGGGCUAAAGAGUAAUAAUAAAGGUUACACCCUAAAAUGGUCAAUUCUGAAGCGGGCAGGCGCAUACUCAUCUGGUGCAAAGCGUUGCAAUCUCUGCAUAGAAGAAAAACUCUGCAUAAUGGAUGCAAACAAGCAUUUAACACUGAACAAAAGACCCGAGAUAUUCGCAAAAUGCCGACAUCGCGAGAAAUUUUGGGCGGGAAAUUUUGAACGCGCGUGCGAAUGACGGUGCACGUCAGCAAACUAUAUAUAUAUAUAUAUAUAUAUAUAUAUAUAUAUAUAUAUUUAUAUAUAUAUAUAUAUAUAUUUAUAUAUAUAUAUAUAUAUAUAUUUAUAUAUAUAUAUAUAUAUAUAUAUAUAUAUAUAUAUAUAUAUAUAUAUAUAUAUAUAUAUAUAUAUAUAUAUACAGGGUGUAUCAUAAAGCAUUGAGCACUCUUUUAUCUAUAACGAAAAACAAAACUGUUUAUAUAUAUAUAUAUAUAUAUAUAUAUAUAUAUAUAUAUAUAUAUAUAUAUAUAUAUAUAUAUAUAUAUAUAUAUAUAUAUAUAUAUAUAUAUAUAUAUAUGUUUGUUCUAUAGUAAUUGUAAAAUGUUAUAAAUUCAAAGAAAAUACAGAUUUAGAAGUGCAUGAUGGGUUAUUUUGAAAGCCCUGGGUUAAUUGAGAUUUUACCUUUACAAUGUUGCUAUAUAACUUGUGUGUGUUCAAGGAAAAAUUUUAGUGCAUUUUAGUAUUCCCCAACAAUUUAAUCACCUGUGGAUCUAAAUUAUGUUGACCUGUUAAGUGGUUUCACUUUAAAACAAUAUGACAUUUUGAAUAAUGAAUAUUGUAUACAUAAUUAACAUCUGCUUAGAAGUGAGAGGUUCUAAACUUCUAAUUCUUCAUCAUGGACAUCAUAAGUUUGUUUAGCUUAUGCAUAUAAGUAUAUUGUGUUUGACAUUUAGAUGAAUAACUUGACAUUUUAGAUAAAUGUGUUGACAUCAAAUAAAUAAUGUGCCAUUAAGUACUGUGUAUGCAAAACUAUAACUGUGUGAAAGUGCAAUGUGGAAUAAGUCAAUUAAAAAAACCUAAAAACCUGUCCACACAGUGCUUGGCAUUAAUUAGCCUUUUUCAUGAAGGCCAAGGUCGCCAUUUUUGGGGUACUUUUUUGAAAACGACGUAAAAAAGUGUAAGCGAUGUGAAAACAUUUUUUUGAAUAUUUAACUGUAAAUUAACUUAUAAUGAUUAUACUCACAAUUAUAGUUGUACAAAUCACUUAUUCACUACAUACAAUCUCAGAUUUGGAAAAGGCAGUCCCCCACACUUUCAAAUGUAAAAAAUGUGAGAAAAUAGCCACACUUAACAGUGGCUUACCGCUUACAUAUUAAGGCAGUACUAUACCAUUAGUACAAUUGUUUUUAAAACUAAAGUCUUGAACUAACUGUAGCAUAUUUUGAUGUAAGUUAUAAAAAUCAGUUUUUUCGAGUGUUUUCGGACUGUCAUUUGGUGACAGUUUUUACCUUGAACUGCCUCACUCUGAAGACAAUUCAAAUUUUUAACCAAAGUAUUUUGAAGUUAGCUCAUAUAUAUGCUAUAAUUUCCAAACCUCUAGGUGAUCAGAAAGCUGGGUACCCACCCCAACCUGGUUACCCACCCCAAGGUGGUGCCUACCCACCCCAGGGUGGUGCCUACCCACCCCAAGGUGGUCCUCCACCGCAGCCUGGUUACCCGGCACAACCAGGCUAUCCUGUUCAGCCUUCACAUGCUGGCCACCAUACAACCACAACUACAGUAAUUGCCACACAGCCUGGACCUGUGAUUGUGACAGGCGUUGCAUUUGGUGAGAUUCCAGUCAGCAUGACUUGCCCACGUUGCCAAGCACAGAUUGUUACAUCGACAAUCUAUCAGGAUGGUUCAUUUGCUUGGCUGAUGGCUGCUAUACUCUGUUUUAUUGGGUGAGUUGUAGUAUUUAGUUGUUUUGAAAAUAUUAUGCCAGUUAUAGAUCAAUUGAGUAUUAUUUUGAGUUAUGUUGAGAGUGAUUUAUUAAGAGUUAUUUUACCUAUUUUUGCCUAUUAAUAGAUGCCAGGUUAAUACUGUGCUGUAGAUUCCGUGAUAUAAAGAGUUAUUUUGCCUAUUUUAUGAAUAGUGUUUAACAUAUUAAGUUGCAUUUGCACCCUGAUGUGCCCUACAGUACUUUGUUAUUCUACUCUGUCCAACUCCAGAUGAUGUCACUCAUGAAGGGGAGAGUGCUGCCGCUCAAUGGGUUGACCAAACAAUCCGACAAUGUACCUUGUUAACCCAUUAAGCUGCACCCUACUGUGUUAUUUUACUCAAUACCUAACACCAAACGAUUUUACUCAUCAGUGAGAGAGCAUGAAUGCCACUCAGUGGUUAAAAGCACUAUCACUAGCUAUGAUGUACAAGAACAUGUUUGUAACUAUUUCAAAUAAUUUUACAGUUGCUGGCCAUGUUGCCUUAUUCCAUUCUGCAUGGAUGGUUGCAAGGAUGUUACCCAUCACUGCCCCAACUGCAGAAGUCAUCUUGGUACCUAUCGCCGAAUGUAACCACCUACAUAGACACCAUCAUACCUUAACUGUCUGGUAACAGUGUUUGUAGUUUAUUGUCCUCAUUGAUUCUAUGUAAUAGAUAGUUUAUGAUUAUCAUAUAUAAAGCAUGCCAUAUUAAUUACCAUGCAAGUAUAUAGUAGUAACAUGUGUCACAUGUAGAUGCAAAUUCUGGAAGUACCUAUAUCAUGGUAAAACUGAGUCGUGUUUACAGAUAUUGUACUGUUUACGUAAUUUCUGAUUUAACUUUUUACAUAAUAAUUCUGCUUGGCAAUGUUUUGUAACUUCUAAAUAAAAGUUAUUGUAAUUAUAAAAUUUGGACAUUGUUGGAAUUUUUUUCGGACAAAAACAGCUAAUAAGAUACAUCUACCUUUAAAAGACUUUCGUUGCUGUGACGUAACUGAUAAGUUUGUAAGUUUGACUAUGAUAUAGGUACAUCAUUUGGAUUUUGCUAACUAGACAUAGAUCGCUAUUCUUAAUUUUCUGAGUGAUUUAAUGAGCUCUUGUUGAAAUGUACUUUUUUGAUUGGACUUGAUUUUCAACUAAAUUUAGAAUGUGAUGUAAUUUUCCUCAAUUCACAGAAAUUUAGAGUUUUUAGAAUUGAUAUACAUAUACCGUUGUGCGAGAAUAUAGCAGUAAUUUAUGUGUUUUAAAAUCUUUUAAUUGGCUUACUUUGUUUUGAAUUGUUGUGUGUUAUAUUUGGUCAAAACUUAGGUAAUACUUGUAGUAUUAGAUGUGACCAGAUUUUGCAGCC
Messenger RNA from Paramuricea clavata, 6524 nucleotides. NCBI's taxonomy places the organism in Eukaryota, Metazoa, Cnidaria, Anthozoa, Malacalcyonacea, Plexauridae. The record is from the annotation of a GenBank genome assembly.